UAUAAAAAAAUACAUAUAUCAAAUAGUCCACUAAUUAUGCACCUACUUCCGUUGAAUCCAUAGUUAUUAGUUUUGUUUUUGUUUUUGUUUUAUUGUUUGUUUGACAAUUCCGUAGUUGUUAUUAGUUAAUAACAAUAAAACCCAAAUACAAAGCUAAAGAAGCAUAAUACACUCCACAUUGUUUUUUCUUGUAAAUUUGCUCUUGUUAAAAGGAGAACUUAUGGCGAGUAUUGUGGUAGGAGCACUCCUUUCAGCUUCUGUGAAGCUAGUGUUGCAAAAUAUAGUUUCAAGUGAUUUCGUGAACUUUUCUCGGAGAACGAAACUAGAUGUUUCGCUCUUAGAAAAAUUGAAAAGAACACUUCUGAGUCUUCAAGCUGUACUUAAUGAUGCUGAAGAGAAACAAAUCACCAAUCCUGCUGUCAAGGAAUGGCUGGUUAUGCUGCAAGAUGCUGUCUUUGAAGUUGACAAUUUGUUUGACGAAAUCAACACCGAGGCAUUGAGGCGCAAAGUGGAAGCCAAGCAUGAAGGCCAAACUCUCAGUGGUAAGGUGCACAACAUCUUUUCUUCUCAUGUGAAACUGUUUAAGAGAAACAUCAAUUCGAAAAUGCAUAAAUUGUUUGAAAGAUUAGAAUACUUGAGACAACAGAAUCUUGGAUUAAAAGAAAGUGUCGAUGUUUAUACUCCUACUUAUUCUUUUCUUGGUGAGAAAUCUUCUAUUUGUGGUAGAGAUGAUGAUAUAAAGAAACUCAAAGAUCUUUUAUUUUCAGAAGGUACUAGUGAUAUUAGAAGUAAAGUAGGAGUGAUUUCCAUUGUGGGCAUGGGAGGACUGGGUAAAACAACCCUUGCCAAACUCCUUUACAGUGAUCCUGAAGUGAAGGAGAAAUUUGAGUUGAGAGGGUGGGCAUAUAUCUCAAAAGAUUUUGAUGUAUUCAAGAUCACUAAAACCCUUUUUGAUUCUGUCACUUCAAAAAUAAUUAAUUAUGAUGCUUCAAAAAGAAAUGUUGCUUGGGACCAGAAUAAUCUACAAUGGCAAUUGCAACAAUGUUUAAGCAAUAAAACUUUUUUGCUUGUAUUGGAUGACGUAUGGUAUGGAAGUUACGUUGGUUGGAACAAGCUGAGUGACAUCUUUAAUGUUGGGGAAAUGGGGAGUAAGAUCAUCAUCACAACACGAGAUGUAAGAGUUGCACGGCUCAUAAAACCCUUGCCUUAUCUCUACCAUUUGAAACCUCUUGAAACUAAAGAUUGCUGGUCUUUAAUUGCUAAACAUGCAGGUUAUGACAUGAACCAAUGCUACCUGGAAGUAAUUGGCCAAAUAAUUGCCACUAAAUGUAGAGGCUUACCAUUAGCUGCAUUUGCACUUGGGGGUCUUCUUCGAAUGAAAGUGUCAGAAGAUUAUUGGAAUGAUGUGUUAAAAAGUAAUAUUUGGGAAUUGACUGGUGAUGAGGUGCAACCUGCUCUACUAUUGAGCUAUCGUUAUCUUCCUGCUCAUUUAAAAGGAUGCUUUGCUUAUUGUUCAAUUUUUCCAAAGAAUUCGUUAUUAGAGAAAAUGAUGGUAGUUCAACUGUGGAUUGCAGAAGGAUUAGUAGUUCCACCAAAAAGUAAUUGGGAAAGGUGGGAACAUGUAGCAGGAGAGUACUUUGAUGAACUUGUGGCAAGGUCACUGAUAGAGCGACGGUCAGUGGAGGGAGAAGAAUGCUUUGAAAUGCACGACCUCAUCAAUGAUUUAGCAACAAUGGUUUCAUCUCCCAAUUGCAUGAGGAUGGACGAAUUGAAUCAACACGAAAGUUUUGGAAGGGUACUUCAUUUUUCGUACAAUAGAGGGCAAUAUGACUCUUACGAUAAAUUUGUUAAGUUGUAUGAAUUAACAGGUCUGCGAACGUUCUUAGCGUUACCAUUACAAGAUAUGUGGUCUGCUUGUUGGUUAUCAAACAAGGUAUUAGAUGACUUGUUGCCAAGAACAAAACAGUUGCGUGUGCUGUCUUUGUCAAACUAUUGUACUAUCACCAAGUUGCCCAACUCUAUUGGAAACUUGAUGUGCCUUCGAUACUUGAAUCUCUCUCGCACUCAGAUUGAAAGGUUGCCUUCUGUAACAUGCAAACUUUACAAUCUACAAACCUUAUUGCUGUCAGGCUGCUGGUGUCUCACUGAAUUACCAAAUGACAUGGGGAAAUUGGUCAAUCUACGCCACCUUGACAUCAGAGGAACUCAGUUGAAGGAAAUGCCUGCACAAAUAGUCAGAUUAGAAAAUCUCCAAACUUUAUCUGACUUUGUUGUUAGCGAACAGUGUGAUGGAUUGGAGAUUGCAGAUUUGGGAAAAUUUCACCAUAUUCAGGGAAAGCUUUCUAUCUUACAGCUACAAAAUGUUAAUGAUCCCUCAGAUGCUUUUAAAGAAAAUUUGGAGAUGAAAAUUCGUAUUGAUGAAUUGGUACUAGAAUGGAAAUGGCAUGACACUACAAAUUCAAAAAUUCAAAGUGUUGUACUCGAAAAGUUGCGGCCCUCAAUAUAUUUGAAAAAACUCCAUAUUUUUGGCUAUGGUGGAAACAACUUUCCAAACUGGUUGGGAGAUUCUUUAUUUUCCAACAUGGUGUAUUUGGAGAUCUCAAAUUGUCGUAAUUGUUCAUGGAUGCCACCUCUAGGACAAUUAGAUAAUCUGAAAGAAAUAUUUAUUUCUAGGAUGGAAUCAAUAAAGAGAGUUGGUAUUGAAUUUUAUGGAAGUAGUGGUUCUCCUUCGUUUCAACCAUUUCCCUCCUUGGAGACACUCUCAUUUUUUACUAUGCCAGAGUGGGAGGAAUGGGAGCCGAUUGGUGGCAUAAGUACAAAGUUUCCUAGUCUUAAAUGUCUGUCACUGGAAACAUGUCCUAAACUCAAAGGUAACAUACCAAGAAACCUUCCUUCCUUAACUAUACUUGAGUUUAAGGGAUGUCCUCUGUUGAUGGAAUCAGGGGAUUCACAUAAUAAUACCAACAUAAUAAGGUCACCGUCUGAUGUUGUAUUUAGGCAGUUGAUGCUACCUCCUUUGAGUUCUCUUCAAAAAUUGGAGAUAGACAGCUUUCCCUCUUUGACAUGUUUCCCCAGAGAAGAUUUACCCAAAACCUUGAAAUCUCUCAAAAUCAGUAAUUGUGAGAAUCUAGCAUUCCUUCCUCGUGAAUCCUUGUGCAAUUACACAUCACUUGAGGAUUUGGAAAUAUUUCGUAGUUGUAGCUCAAUGACAGCGUUCACCUUCGGUUCUCUCCCAGUCCUCAAAACUAUGUGUAUUGCAGCUUGUAAAAAUCUGAAAUCGAUAUUAAUUGCAGAAGAUGUGCCACAACAGAAUCUCUCAUUUCUUAGAAGCAUCACAAUACGGUUUUGUGAUGAACUGGAGUCAUUUUCCCUGAGUGGUUUACCCACUCGCAACCUCAUUUAUAUGGAGGUGCAAAAGUGUAAAAAACUUUGUUCACUACCAGAACCUAUAAACACUCUAGCUAGCCUUCAAGAAAUGGAAAUUCAAAAUCUUCCAAAUCUGCAAUCUAUUGCCAAAGAUGGUUUGCCUACCAGUUUACAACAACUGAUUAUUGGCUCAAUUGGAGGGAUUUUGGGGAAUACAUUAUGGGAAAGUCUCAAAUGUCUUUCAGUGUUGCGAAUUAAUAGUGGUGAUAUAGUGAAGGCUCUAAUGAAAAUGGAAGUGCCACUCCUACCUUCUUCUCUCGUUUCCUUAUACAUCUAUGGUGUUGAAGAUAUAGAAUGCUUGGAUGGGAAGUGGCUUCAACAUCUCUCCUCUCUCCGUAACCUUGACAUUGAAUGGGCUCCAAAGCUCAAUUCAUUGCCAGAACAGGGAUUUCCUUCCUCUCUUUCCGGACUGCAUAUCAAAAACUGUCCGUUGCUGGAACCAAGUUUGCAGAGGAAGCAAGGGAAAGAGUGGCGUAAGAUUGCUCACAUCCCCUCCAUAGUUAUCGACAACAAAAUGAUCACCUGAGUUUGAUAUCUCUGAUCAACCAGGAUUCAAGGGUGAUUGUGUGACUGGAACCAUGAUGGAAGCAGUGGCAUCUCAUAGUUGAUAUCGCAGCAACUACUUUGCCGUCACUGGAUGCAGUAGAGGAUCCAUACUUUAAAAGUCGAAGAGGAUCAGUGUUUUCUUAUAAACUGCAUUUUGUUACGAUUUCCAAAGCUAUUCUUAUUCAUUCAAACAGACAACUUAGGGUGACUUUUGUGCUAGAAGCACUUUUUUGUUUGAAAAAGGUGGUGAAGAAAUCCUAUUUUAAAUACAUUAUUAUUUGACCAUAAGGUUUCUUUGAAGCAGGACAUUUUUACCACCUGGUUUGAUUCAGGAGUAUUUAGCAAUGCACUACAACUAUGACAACUUCUCGCUCUCGGUUAUUUAAUUUUUACAACUUGUACAUGACUCAUGAGUUGUCUCUGCAUAUUUUGA
Molecule: messenger RNA, 4405 nt
Organism: Trifolium pratense (red clover)
Lineage: Eukaryota; Viridiplantae; Streptophyta; Magnoliopsida; Fabales; Fabaceae
Product: putative disease resistance RPP13-like protein 1
Exons: 3
Coding region: 221-3952 (1243 amino acids)
Biological process (GO): defense response to other organism
Molecular function (GO): ADP binding
Source: RefSeq, a predicted model, not a curated record